Lipotes vexillifer (Yangtze River dolphin) is the source of this 990-nucleotide messenger RNA. It is a transcript of the gene TMEM255B, whose product is annotated as transmembrane protein 255B. The coding region runs from base 1 to 990 and encodes 329 amino acids. The record is from RefSeq and is a predicted model, not a curated record. NCBI's taxonomy places the organism in Eukaryota, Metazoa, Chordata, Mammalia, Artiodactyla, Lipotidae. The transcript has 9 exons.
AUGCAGCCGCUCCCGCCGCCGGUGCCCGGGCCCCUGGCCCUGCUGGACACGACAGAAGGGUUUGCGAGAAGAAAGAAGACUUCCCUGUGGUUUGUGGGGUCUCUGCUGGUGGUGUCCACCUCCAUCCUGACCGUCGGCCUCGCUGCCACCACCAGGACGGAGAACGUGACCAUGGGCGGCUACUACCCUGGGAUCAUUCUGGGCUUCGGAUCUUUCUUAGGAAUUAUUGGCAUCAACCUGGUGGAGAAUAGAAAGCAGAUGCUGGUGGCGGCCAUCGUGUUCGUCAGCUUCGGCGUGGUGGCCGCCUUCUGCUGUGCCAUCGUGGACGGCGUGUUCGCUGCGCGGCACAUCGAGCCCAGGCCCCUCACCGCAGGAAGGUGCCAGUUUUACUCCAGUGGGGUCGGCUACCUGCACGACGUCUACCAGACGGAGGUCACCUGCCACUCCCUGAACGGUAGGUGCCAGCUGAAGGUGAGGAGUAACACCUGCUACUGCUGCGACCUCUACGACUGCCACAGCACCGAGCACCCGCCCACUUACUACGAGUUCGUGGGCGUCCGCGGCUGCCAGGACGUGCUCCACCUAUAUCGGCUGCUCUGGGCCUCGGCGGCGCUGAACGUCCUAGGCCUGUUCCUGGGCGUCGUCACCGCGGCCGUCCUGGGGGCCUUCAAGGACAUGGUCCCGCUGUCCCAGCUGGCCUACGGCCCGUCCACAGCGCCUCAGGCCCUCUACAACCCUGCCCAGCAGAUCCUGGCCUCCACGGGCUUCUGCCCGGUGCCCCCGGCUGUCCCCACCUGCUCAUCGUACCCACUGCCCCUGCAGCCCCCUGGUGGCUUCCCGGCCUCACCUGGCUCCGACCUCUCUCUGUCCGAGGAUGUGCAGCCUCCGUCCCAGCCCGGCUCCAGCUGCCGGCCCCCCCCGAAUGCCCCCCCCAUCUUCGCCCUCACCCACUUCCUCCCCAGGGAGAAGCCUCCCCCCUACGCACCGUGA